This is a messenger RNA of Phalaenopsis equestris, 406 nucleotides long. RefSeq lists its product as uncharacterized. NCBI's taxonomy places the organism in Eukaryota, Viridiplantae, Streptophyta, Magnoliopsida, Asparagales, Orchidaceae. The transcript is spliced from 2 exons. The record is from RefSeq and is a predicted model, not a curated record. Bases 71 to 406 code for a protein of 111 amino acids.
UCACUUCUCCUAAUUUCCUCAUUUUCAAAUUCCCCUUUCUUCCUCCCAUCUCUUCUCUAUUCUCGAAACCAUGGGCCCUUCUGCAAAGCCCACGAACCCUCGAGGACUCCAUUCCAUUCGCAACAAUCAGAUCAAACGCAAGUUAUCCGCUCUCCGGGGGGCAGAUGCUUUCCUCCUCGUCUUCAUUCCGCCAGAACCUUCCGCCAAUUUCAUCGCCGACGGUAAUCGCAGCCUAAACCCUACCCCGAACCAGGAGAACCGAAGGGUUUCAGUCGAAGAAGAGUUCGUUGCAAUGAAUAAAGUUCUUGAGAAGGUGAGGGCGAGACUCAACUUCCUGGAGUCUGUAGCUAAGCAGAAUGCCGAGAACUCGUCCAAUCACUUCUUCUGCCCCUGCUGUUGUUGGUGA